Messenger RNA from Malurus melanocephalus (red-backed fairy wren), 2526 nucleotides. RefSeq names its product T-box transcription factor 2 (gene TBX2). Gene Ontology annotation, molecular function: DNA-binding transcription factor activity, RNA polymerase II-specific; RNA polymerase II cis-regulatory region sequence-specific DNA binding. The transcript is spliced from 7 exons. Gene Ontology annotation, biological process: positive regulation of DNA-templated transcription; cell fate specification; regulation of transcription by RNA polymerase II. Bases 134 to 2218 code for a protein of 694 amino acids. The record is from RefSeq and is a predicted model, not a curated record. Gene Ontology annotation, cellular component: nucleus. Lineage: Eukaryota; Metazoa; Chordata; Aves; Passeriformes; Maluridae.
UUCCUUCCUCUUCCAGAGACUCGAGCGAGUUCGCUGGGCAGGAGAGAGGGAAAAAAUAGAAAACAACAAAUACACACACGCGCGUUUUUGUAAAGGGAAUCCCUGUUUUUCUCCUGGAUUUGUGGAUGCACCGAUGAGAGAUCCAGCCUUCCCAGGGACUGCCAUGGCUUACCAUCCCUUCCACGCACCCCGGCCGGCUGACUUCCCCAUGUCCGCUUUCCUCGCAGCCGCCCAGCCGUCCUUUUUCCCGGCUCUGGCUCUGCCUCCGGCGGCGCUGGCGAAGCCCAUGCCGGACCCGGGGCUGGCCGGGGCGGCCGAGGCCGGGCUGCACGUCUCGGCCCUGGGACACCACCAAGCCGCCCAUCUGCGCUCGCUCAAAAGCCUGGAGCCCGAGGAGGAGGUCGAGGACGACCCCAAAGUAACGCUGGAAGCCAAAGAGCUUUGGGACCAGUUUCACAAGCUGGGCACCGAGAUGGUGAUCACCAAGUCUGGGAGGAGGAUGUUCCCCCCGUUCAAGGUGCGGGUGAGCGGCCUGGACAAGAAGGCCAAGUACAUUCUGCUGAUGGAUAUAGUGGCGGCCGACGAUUGCCGGUACAAGUUCCACAACUCUCGCUGGAUGGUGGCCGGCAAGGCCGACCCGGAGAUGCCCAAGCGCAUGUACAUCCACCCCGACAGCCCGGCCACGGGGGAGCAGUGGAUGGCCAAACCUGUUGCCUUUCACAAGCUCAAGCUCACCAACAACAUCUCGGAUAAGCACGGCUUUACCAUCCUGAACUCCAUGCACAAGUACCAGCCCAGGUUCCACAUAGUCCGGGCCAACGACAUCCUCAAGCUGCCCUACAGCACCUUCCGCACCUACGUGUUCCCCGAGACCGACUUCAUCGCUGUCACUGCCUACCAGAACGACAAGAUCACCCAGCUGAAAAUCGAUAACAACCCCUUCGCCAAGGGCUUUCGGGACACGGGCAAUGGCCGGCGGGAGAAGAGGAAGCAGCUCUCCCUGCCGUCCCUGCGGAUGUACGAGGAGCCCUGCAAGCCCGAUCGCGACGGCGGCGAGUCGGACGCCUCCUCCUGCGAGCCCUCGGCCGUGCGGGAUGCCCUCCACUCGCCCGUGGGUGCCCUCCCCAGCCCCCUGCGCCUCAAGGGCAGCGGCAGAGAGGAGAAGCCAGGGSCCGACAGCGACGCCGAGGUGGAGAAGGUGCCCGAGGAGCGGCYGGUGGCAGCAGCCAGCCCCAGCGGGGAGGACGCGACGCCCCGCGGCAGCCCCCGGUGCCCGGAGGAGCGGGGCAAGGAGAGGCACAGCCCGGAGAAAGCCAAGGAUGGCGCAUCCCCCCGGGAGGGUCCUGGCGAGGGCCUGUUCGGCGCACGGGGCCUGGAGAAGGACAAGGUGGAAGGACGGAGSAAAGAGACGGAGCCGGGCAAGAAGGACACGGAGGGCGGCGCGCUGGGCAAGGAGGCCUUCGCCCCGCUGAUGGUGCACACGGACAGCCCCCCGCACCUGAGCGCCGGGCACCUGCAGAGCCUGGCGCUCUCCGGCCUCCACGGGCAGCAGUUCUUCAGCCCGCUGGGCGCCGGGCAGCCCCUCUUCAUCCACCCGGGACAGUUCGCCAUGGCCCCCGGCGCCUUCUCUGCCAUGGGCAUGGGACACUUGCUGGCCUCGGUGACCGGCGGGGGCAGCCUGGAGAACGGAGCGCUCUCGUCUGCCCCCAGCGCGGCAGGGACGGCCACCCCCUUCCCUUUCCACCUCUCCCAGCACAUGUUGGCCUCUCAGGGAAUCCCGAUGCCCACCUUCGGCGGACUCUUCCCCUACCCCUACACCUACAUGGCAGCGGCCGCAGCRGCCGCCUCGGCCAUGCCGGCCACCAGCGCUGCCGCCGCCGGGCCGCUGUCCCGCAACCCCUUCCUGGGCAGCAGCCGGCCCCGCCUGCGCUUCAGCCCCUACCAGCUCCCGGUCACCAUCCCKCCCAGCACCAACCUGCUGACCACCGGCCUGCCCGCCAGCCUCAACCCCGGCUCCGAGGGCUCCAAGGCCGGCAGCAGCCGCGAAUCCAGCCCCCUGCCCGAGGUGCCCCUGCACAAGGGGGGCAGCCAGCGCCCCGCUGCCUCCCCCAAGGGCUCCCUCAAGGAGUCCCUCAAUGAACUGCAGAACAUCCAGAGACUGGUGAGCGGGCUGGAGAGCCAGCGGGAGCUGUCGCCCGGCAGGGAGUCCCCGAAGUGACCGGCGGGGCGGGCGAUGAGCCCUCCCGGCGGGGCGGAGAAGCACUGGUAUUUUGUACAGCACAGUAUAAAUAUUUAUUGUGGAGCGAGGGGUGGGAGCAGCCAGGGAGCGGGGUGCUGGAGCAGAGGGACGGACCCCACCGGCCAAGCGGCCCCACCACCCCAGAGCCAGGAGGGAGCAGCCGGAGCGCAGGGCUUGCCCACCCCUUCUGCUGUGGGGCUGGGAGCGGCUCCCCCCACUCCAGCGAGGCCACGGAGCCCCCAGGACCCCCCAAUUCCCUGCUCCGGGCACCGGGCAGCUCGGGGGAG